CAGUUGAUAUUUAAUGUGACAGAUGUUGUUGAAAGAACUAUCUGUAAUAAAACUGUCAUUUUACCUUGCUAUGUGACUAACCUAAAGGAGAACAAUGCAUCUGUCAUGUUUGUUACGUGGAAAAAACAAGGAAAAAGAAUUUUUUCUUUUGAUGGAGGAAAAGUGGAAUUUUUCAAAGAUCCAGCGUUUUCAUCAGCUAACUUAGUAUCUCAAGCUGAUUUACCCAAGGGUGUUGCCUCUUUAACGCUUAACAGUGCAGAAGCAGAUGCUGGAAAUUACAGUUGUGAAGUAACAGAAUCAAGCAGAGAAGGAGAGACAAGAGUUGAACUUAGAAACCACACGGUUGACAGUUGCGACGAGGAAAGUACCCCAACACCAAAGGAAAAAUGUGGAUCAUGGUUCGUUCUAGUGGAAAGGGCUAUCAUCAUAGCGUUGCUGAUCUCGGUUAUUAUUUUGUGUGCAGCUCAGUUAAGUGUUAUUGCAUUAAAAUAUGAAAUCGUACCUCAGAAGAAAACGGUCACUAUUACAGCAGGUAUCAUCAUCGUAGUUUCUGCUGUUGUAGGCACUAUUCUUUUUGCCCAAGAUGGCUAUACUGCACAGAAUCAAGCUGGUCUUGGCCUAAUUGUAAUCCCUGCUGUGAUUGUGGUACUGCUUCAAUACUUCAUGUUUGGAAUGGUUUUCGAUUGUCUGCCACAAGCAACAUUUGCUCUGAUAGGUUUGCAGGUUCUUGGUUAUAUAGUUGCUGUGGUUGGUUUUGCACUGUGUGUCUCAGCCUGUCCUCCGUUACAUGGGUCUGUUGUGAUUGCUGGCUUAGCUAUUAUGGGUAUUGCAACUUUGCUUAGUCUGGGUUACGUGUUUAUUAUGGGUUCCAGCAUGAAAGAUCAUCCUCGUCCAGGGAAAGCUGUAGAAGAACCACUAAAUGAACUGCAGAACUAUGUGAUAUGUGAAAAGUACACCGUUGUUGAUACACCGUGGCCUUGA
This is a messenger RNA of Mesitornis unicolor (brown roatelo), 981 nucleotides long. RefSeq names its product CD47 molecule (gene CD47). Gene Ontology annotation, biological process: positive regulation of cell-cell adhesion; positive regulation of phagocytosis; positive regulation of inflammatory response. The record is from RefSeq and is a predicted model, not a curated record. Gene Ontology annotation, cellular component: plasma membrane; extracellular exosome. The coding region runs from base 106 to 981 and encodes 291 amino acids. The transcript has 10 exons. Gene Ontology annotation, molecular function: thrombospondin receptor activity. NCBI's taxonomy places the organism in Eukaryota, Metazoa, Chordata, Aves, Mesitornithiformes, Mesitornithidae.